AGGUUCGCUUCGUUAUAAUUUUUGCGCGUUCCGAAAUAUGAGAAGCAGAAACAGUUGCGAUCGUUCUGUGGCCGAGUAUACUCGGUGAAAUAAUUCAAUGACGGCUAUUUUGACUAAUAAUUACAACUUAAUAAUAGUUACAAAAUAACGCAGUUACGCGCCGCUCAUCAACACAGCGCGACCAGUGUUAGAUUGAUGUUUCCGUAGGUUAUUGUUUGCCGAAAUGGGACCUCCACCCGUAGUUACUGGGAUAUCGCCCAAGGAAGGCCCGCCUGGGACUCGGGUGAUAGUCCGCGGCGAGUUUUUAGGAAAUAAAGCUCAAGAUCUUCUAGGACUGACAAUAUGUGGAUGCGACUGCUUACUUUCGGCCGAGUGGAAGUCGUCGAACAAAAUUAUAGCAAGAUCAGGUCCUUGCAAGGGUCGCGGAGAUAUAAUAGUAACCACUCAGAGUGGAGGACAAGGGACCUCGACGGUGCAGUUUCGUGGUUAUCACGAAACUAUAGGCCCUAUGAAGGAAUCGGCUGUAUGGGUGGAGGAAGCUCCUAUGCAGACUAUUGUCUGGGGUAGAAGAACAUUGUCACCUACAAAUUAUCAACAGGAGGAUCCUUUGGGUCUCAGCGUAGAAGGAAACGAUAAAAAGUUUCCCGAAGAUGAGUUGAUCGAACUGUUCGGAGAUGGCAGUGGAGAUCUGACAAGCGAAAAGUUUCAUCCUGGAUGGUUUUUAUUGCAGCAUCAUCAUGCCACUACUUUGGAAGACUUGAAAGCUGGCUUGGCUUAUCUCAGAAGAAAAGUCAAUUCCCAAAAGGAAGGCCAACUAUCGUUUCUCAAGGCUAAUGUGGGAGCAGUGAUGGAGCAGCUCGACACGAUAAUGUCAUUAAAGGACCAGUUCGAAGCAGAUAUGAAGAGUUAUGGUAGCGAUCCUAUGGAGAAAUUGGAGAAAGCCAUCAAACAGUCUAUGUCAGAGGCUAACAAGUUAUUCGACGACGUAUUGGCGAGAAGGGACAGAGCAGACGCCACGCGUAACGCGCUGGCUGUAAUGCAACGUUAUAAAUUUCUCUUUUGUAUGCCGAUAAACAUCGAGAGAAACAUCAAGCGUGGCAAUUACGAUCUGGUGAUUAACGACUAUGCCAGAGUGAAAAAUCUCUUUAAAAAUACGGAAGUGGAGGUCUUCAGGAAAGUGUUGGAGGAGAUUGACGAUAGAAUCAGUAACUUUAAGGUAUUAUUGCGAAACAAAUUGGAACAGAUGCCGUUCAAUUUAGAGGAGCGUAAGAAAAUCAUCAGAAACCUCGUCAAUCUUGACGUCGAGGGCGAUCCAGCGUGGGAUGCGAUAGUCUCACAUGCAAAUUAUCUGGAGAAAAGUGUCGCCAGUGCCGUGCACGAGCAUCUGGACUCGUCAGCGAAGAUCAGCGUCAAUAGUGACGAUACGACGAACAGUCGUUCGUCCAAGUCUACACCUACGAUAAACAUUAAGCACUUACGCAUGCAGAAAAACAAUAACAACGACAACUUACCGUCGCAAAUCUCAUGUGUCGAAACGAUUUGCGAUAUCGUGAUAGAACAAUUGCCGGAUCUUUGGAGAUUGGGACAGAGUUACUUCACGGGACAGCUACAUGUGGCGGUAGACGUGGAAAAACAGAGUCACUUUAAGAAUUUAGUUUUAUCGAGUAUGCAACACGCCAUGGAGGCCAUGAAAGAUACGUGCAAUCAUGACGUCGAAGCACUGUGGCUCCUACACAUUUUACGUUGCAUCAGGCAAAUGUACGCGUCUCUGAUACAUCUGGAUCUGCCUAGCGAUGCUCUCGAUAUUUUCGGAUCGUUUAUACUCGACUUGAGGAUACAAUGUCUGGUUGCUCUGUUCAAACAAGGAGCGGAUAAUAUAACGGCUCUAAGUCGAAAGGAAACGUGGCAGAUAGAAUAUCUGAACGAAGAUGGUGGUGUUACAAAAUUGCCAUAUCUGUUCGAGGGAAUAGUUUUGGAGAUAUCGAAGCACGCGCGUGAGACGAUAGUUGCUUGUGGCCCGAGGGAGGGUCCCCUCUUUAAUAAUACGGCCCACCAGAUGCUCUAUCACAAUACCAUUAAAACAUUAUUUACGUCGUUUGCGCGAUGUCUACAACAAUUAGCGUUUAGCGGUUGCGAAGAAGCUAUGGAUAAUGACGAAACGUCAGUUUCGCAAUUGAUCGGUUCACCAUCCGGUUACAAGAGUAAGACCAACAAACACCAAGGACCGACGUGGGAGCAGUGUCUCUUAAUCUCACUGAGCAAUAUACGAUACACGCUAAAUAUCGCUUUACCAAGAAUCGAGGAAUCCCUGAAAGCUCAAGGCUAUCCGGAAUUAUCCACCGCGGUUGGAUGGAGCUCGGAUUGGACGCAAUUAAAGACACUGGAUAGUGCCGUUCUGGAUGCGUAUCUGGAACGACGUUGCGAUCCGCUCGUCGGCACGAUCGAACCUAGCAUGUACCUGGGCGGUUUGGAGUGGGAUUUCGAUACUGAGCCGACACAUCUAAAACCGUACGCUCAGGAGAUACUGGCAAAUCUGAUCGCAGUCCAUGCGGAGGUGCGCCGAGUUGCGCCGGCUCUGUUGGAGCGGAUUUUGUCUCAUAUAGUGGAGACUAUAGCGGAGGAACUUGCGCGGCUCAUGUCGUGCGUCACGCAAUUUCGUCCGGCCGGAAUUGUUCAAGCACGAACGGACAUAAUACUUUUGAGAAACGCCCUGCAAGCUUACAGCACAAGUAGAGCGAGAAGUUUCUUCGAGGAGGCUCUGGACGCGAUACCGCAGCCAGCCAGCAGAGAAGAUCGCGCGCGAAUAGACUCCCUUCUGUCGAAAAUUACCACAUGCAUGCGACUGCAACUGUUGUGUCUCGUCAAUGAAGGAACGGAAAAUAUUCGUUACCUGACAGCAGACCCCGAGCGCGUUACGACCGUGUAGUUUGCAGUGACUAAGGUAUCUCUUGACAGACAGCGGGUAUGUGUAUAUAUAUAUAUAUAUUGUGUUAUAAUUUAUUCAACCAUCUCGAUAUAUUAUAUGAAUUAUGUACGCGACAUAGAUUAUACAAUGGACGCAGAAUGCAAAAACUUAA
Molecule: messenger RNA, 3077 nt
Organism: Dinoponera quadriceps
Lineage: Eukaryota; Metazoa; Arthropoda; Insecta; Hymenoptera; Formicidae
Gene: Sec5
Product: exocyst complex component 2
Exons: 11
Coding region: 224-2926 (900 amino acids)
Biological process (GO): exocytosis; Golgi to plasma membrane transport
Cellular component (GO): exocyst
Source: RefSeq, a predicted model, not a curated record